Schistocerca piceifrons (Central American locust) is the source of this 1495-nucleotide messenger RNA. It is a transcript of the gene Rsph4a, whose product is annotated as radial spoke head protein 4 homolog A. Gene Ontology annotation, biological process: axoneme assembly; cilium movement involved in cell motility; cilium assembly. Lineage: Eukaryota; Metazoa; Arthropoda; Insecta; Orthoptera; Acrididae. The coding region runs from base 47 to 1495 and encodes 482 amino acids. Gene Ontology annotation, cellular component: radial spoke; axoneme. The transcript is spliced from 11 exons. The record is from RefSeq and is a predicted model, not a curated record.
GAGUGCUUUGAUAAAUAAAAUACUUUCAGAGAAGCCAGAAAAUAUAAUGGAAGGAUUUGAAGAGUAUAGCCGAACCUUGAAAGAAAAAUGGUUCAGAUCAGCUGCAGAUUGUCUUCAGGACCAAUAUAUCAUUCGUAACUAUCCAGAUUACACACAGAAGCUCAUCACUCUAUUUAGGCCUCUUCCAGAAGAAAAGACGGAGACAGAAGAUGAUGAGGAAGGAGCAGGUGACAAAAGGAUGGAUCUUAUGGAACUUCAGUACUACUUUGAGCAAGCAGGGGCAGGAUUAUCAAAAAAUGAAGUGUUCUGCACAUCAGCAGCACUUUACAACUUGGGUCAACGAGAAAUCAUAAAGAAGUACAGGUUCUGGGGAAAGAUAUUUGGUCUUGAAAAGAAUUACAUCAUUGCUGAGGUGGAGCUAACAGAAGAGGAGACUACGCAACGCAUUGAGGAACAAGAGAGACUGGAAGAAGAACGAAGAGCAGCACUGGAAGAAGCUGAGGCAGAGGCAGAACAAGAGGCUAAACCUGAGGAGAUUAUACCACGACCACCUAAAUCCAUGUAUAAGAAGCCACCUGAUGUGCCACCAGAAAAAAUAGGUGAAGGCACAAAUCAAAAGGUCUACUUUGUUUGUAAUAGACCUGGGGAAGAAUGGAUAGAAUUACCCAAUGUUACACCCCAACAAAUUACUGCUGCUCGUCAAAUUAGAAGAUAUUUCACAGGAAAUCUGGAUACAGAGAUGUUUACAUAUCCACCAUUCCCUGGAAAAGAGAUUAAUUAUCUUCGAGCACAGAUUGCUCGUAUAUCUGCAGGAACUCAGAUCUCUCCACUUGGAUUCUAUAAUUUUGGAGAGGAUGAGGAAGAAGAAGUUGAAGAAGAAGAAGGAGAGGAAAGGAUCCCUGUUCCAAAUGCAGCUUUUGAGCCAGUGCCUUUAAGAGAUCUUCUCGAUCCAAGCAUGUCCUUCUGGGUCCAUCACGGAAGGCACAUAUUGAAGCAAGGCCGGACGAAAUGGUGGAAUCCAAAGCAAAAGUCAGAGGAUGAGGUUGAAGAAUCAAUACAUGAAAAAGAAGAAGAAGAAGAAGAAGAAGUAGAACCAGAAGUAGGACCUCCAAUGUUCACACCCCUUUCAGAGGAUGCAGCACUAGAAACUAUGCCUGCUUGGAGUGUUCGAAUAGGAUCUCAAAUUGUUAAAGAUACAGCCAUUGCCUUUGUUCGUUCAAAUUUAUGGCCUGGUGCAUUUGCUUUUGCAGCAGGCAGGAAAUCUGACAAUAUUUAUUUGGGAUGGGGCCACAAAUAUGUUGCUCAUAACUAUUCUCCUCCUGGGAUGGAGUCUAUUCAAACAGAAUACCCCCUUGGGCCAGAAAUAAUGGAAAUUGAGGACCCAUCUGUAGAACAAGAAGAAGCAUGGAGACUGGCUCGCGAGAAAAAGAAGGCUCGACCCGAAGAAGAAGAAGAAGAGGAAGAGGAAGGAGAGGAGGAGGAAGAUGAAGAUUAG